Messenger RNA from Linum trigynum, 627 nucleotides. The record is from the annotation of a GenBank genome assembly. NCBI's taxonomy places the organism in Eukaryota, Viridiplantae, Streptophyta, Magnoliopsida, Malpighiales, Linaceae.
AUGGACGGAACUGUUGUGAGAAGGGUCAUUCCCUCGGACAAUUCUUGCCUCUUCAAUGCCGUUGGAUAUGUUAUGGACCACAACAAAAAUAAAGCUCCUGAGCUUAGACAGGUUAUAGCUGCAACAGUGGCAAGUGAUCCAGUAAAGUACAAUGAAGCAUUCCUUGGAAAACCAAAUCAAGAAUAUUGUGCAUGGAUUCUUGAUUCGGAGAAGUGGGGAGGUGCCAUUGAGCUUGCAAUAUUGGCCGAUUAUUACGGACGUGAAAUUGCAGCAUAUGACAUUCAAACCACUCGAUGUGAUUUAUACGGUCAGGACAAGAAGUACUCUGAAAGAGUGAUGCUCAUCUAUGAUGGUCUCCACUAUGAUGCUUUAGCUAUGUCACCAGUUGAGGAAGCUCCCGAGGAGUUUGAUCAGACCAUAUUUCUAGUCCAAAGGGACAGGACAAUUGGGCCUAUUGAGGGGCUUGCUCUUAAUCUUGUUAAGGAUCAACAAAGGAAAAGAAGCUACACGGACACUGCAAACUUCACACUAAGGUGUGGCGUAUGCCAAAUUGGUGUUAUCGGUCAGAAGGAAGCCGUGGAGCAUGCACAAGCUACUGGGCAUGUCAACUUCCAAGAAUAUAAAUGA